AUGAUCACGUUAAGUGCGAUAACUUCAAUAUUCUGCGAAGCACAGCGGGAGCCUACCCUCCCUCUUUCCAACAUCAGCUUUCGACAAGUAGCAAGAGUUCUCAGCGAUACUCCAAGGGGCCGCAUUCCCGUAAUAGAGGACAUCGUCAUUCGCCAUUACACAACGAAUGUGACGUCCCCAACGUCUCACAGGAUCGGAAACAUCAAAUCAAUUCUAAAGGACCCUAAGUUUGACAGGAAUAAAUCUACAGUAAUCUACAUGCAUGGCUAUGUGGAGUUGUUCACAGACGAUAGUAUAGUGACUGUGAUGUCUGCUUACCUUCGAGCCGGAGGGUACAACGUGAUGCUUCUGGACUGGUCUAACCUGGCUUUUGGCAACUACAUCAUCAUCGCGAAGACUCUGCCCACAGCUGGAGAACAUGUGGGAAAGGCUCUGCUGAAGUUAUUAAAGAAGGGCCUUCCUCUUAAAAGCCUCCAUCUGGUGGGACACUCCAUGGGAUGUCACCUUGCCUCAUACGCUGCCAGGUACAUAGGCUCAAGAGGAUUCACAGUACCCAGACUGACAGGUCUGGAUCCCGCCUACCCUUUCUACUAUCCCCCCAUUGCAGCUCCUCAUAUGUCUGCCUCGGAUGCAGCCUUCGUGGAUGUCAUACACACAGAUGGUGGAUACUUCGGUACUCCAUCCAGCACGGGUCACGCUGAUUUUUGGCCAAAUGGAGGUCAAUCCAGGCAGCCUGGGUGUAUUUCUGCAACGAUUCCUCUAACUAGUGAAGAUUUCUGCAGCCACUGGCGCUCGUGGACGUUCUGGGCAGAGUCCCUCGUCUCUGAUGGGCUGCUGGCUCGCCGCUGCGUUGACUAUGACACCUUCCUUAGAGGAGAAUGCCCGGAGGAAUCCAUUGCGUCUAUGGGAGUAAGAGCCACUUCAGAUUUACGUGGAAACUAUUACUUACGGACCGGGGCGAAGUCACCGUACGGCCUUGGAGUAAGGGGUGUUAGCUGA
Arctia plantaginis is the source of this 999-nucleotide messenger RNA. NCBI's taxonomy places the organism in Eukaryota, Metazoa, Arthropoda, Insecta, Lepidoptera, Erebidae. The record is from the annotation of a GenBank genome assembly.